Messenger RNA from Podarcis muralis (Common wall lizard), 944 nucleotides. Its product is annotated as thialysine N-epsilon-acetyltransferase-like. Gene Ontology annotation, molecular function: N-acetyltransferase activity. The record is from RefSeq and is a predicted model, not a curated record. NCBI's taxonomy places the organism in Eukaryota, Metazoa, Chordata, Lepidosauria, Squamata, Lacertidae.
CUGGGAAAUGUAGUCCUCCGAGCCUGGAGAAAACUUCCGUAUCUCCAGCUGGGGAUCUGCCAUGGCCGAUCAGGCAGCCGUGGACCAAGACCCCGCCGCCCCCGCGGUGUCGAUCCGGCCCUCCCGAGCCGAGGACUGCGCGGAGAUCAUGCGCAUGAUCCGGGAACUUGCAGAGUUUGAGAAAAUGCCUGAUCAGGUAGCAAACAGCAGUCAAGGACUUUACGAGGACGGCUUCUGCCAGGACCCCUUCUAUAAAUGUGUGGUGGCCGAGGUCCCCCCGAAACAUCAGAGCAAAGACGGCCACACCGUCGUGGGGUUUGGCCUGUAUUUUUUCACGUACAGCACCUGGAAAGGCAGAAACAUCUACAUGGAAGACCUCUACGUCAUGCCAGAGUUUCGGGGGAGAGGCAUUGGGAAGAAGCUGAUGAGUGCCAUUGCCCAGAUCGGCGUGGAGAAAGGAUGCACCCAGAUGAAGUUCUCCGCUCUGGACUGGAACCAAAAGGCCAUCGACUUAUACCUUGGCAACGGCGCCGUGGACCUGACUGCCACUGAGGGCUGGCACGUCUUCCGCUUCGAAGAAGACGCCAUGCGGCAGCUGGCAGAGGGGGCAGCCAACAAAUGAGGCGUGGGCAGAGAUUUCGGAACAGCAGGACUGUCAUCCCUCGGAGAACCCAGGAAUCCAGGUUCCUUUAUGUUGGUACUAAAGGGUUAAGAGGUAACAAGUCGCUCUAAUCACUGAGCAGCUGGAAGUCAUUAAGCAUCCAGGAAUGUGAGUUAGUUUGUAUAAAUAGUCAGUUCACCAGUGUGUUUGUUGCCAUGGGCGUGUUUGCUGAUAUGAGUUAAGUUUAGAGUAAAGUUUUCUUUAUGCCGGAGAUAAAAGCAUGUGUGCUUUAUCGCCAGGGUUUUUUUUCUUUUGUAAAUAAAGUUUUUUCCUGAGUUCCAAA